AUGCUUCUCUUGGCGGCGGUGAUCGCGGUGCCGCUGCUCACGCUGCGCUCCACGGAGAGCUCCGCGCACUAUUACGAGAUGACAGGCACGUGCCGCAUGGUCUGUGACCCCUACAGCGGGAAACCAGGGGCCAAGUCUGGGGCCACCGCCAUGAAGCAGAGCCACGCGCUCCCGCAGCCACCUCUGACCGCGGGCACGCGCGGGGAACCGGGAAGACCGGGUAAAUCUGGAUCCAGAGGACCACCAGGAGAGGCAGGUCCGCCGGGGCCCCCAGGACCAAGAGGACCCCCGGGGGACAGGGGCCACAACAAACUGUCUGCACCGACUCUAACCACCGGGAGCACCGGGGCCACGGACACCACCGACACAGACAGGAACUCCUCCGCAAACCCUUUACGCAUCGCGUUUUACGUCGGUCUCAAGAACCCGCACGAGGGCUACGAGGUGCUGAAGUUUGACGACGUCAUCACCAAUUUAGGAAACCAGUACGACGCCAGCACCGGAAAGUUCACGUGCCAAGUGUCCGGGAUGUACUUCUUCACGUACCACGUGCUGAUGCGCGGCGGAGACGGGACCAGUAUGUGGGCCGACCUGUGCAAGAACGGACAGCCAGAGCUCGUGGAGGAGCAGAGAGUGCGCGUGGAGGAGCAGAGAGAGCGCGAGGAGGAGCAGAGAGAGCGCGAGGAGGAGCAGAGAGAGCGCGAGGAGGAGCAGAGAGAACGCGUGGAGGAGCAGAGAGAGCGCGUGGAGGAGCGGGGAGUGCGCGUGGAGGAGCAGAGAGUUCGCGUGCUGGAGGAGGUGUCUCGCGGACUCAGGUGCAGCACGUUCCCUCAGCCUCCAGAGCCCGGGAGAUGCACUACGUCAUCCGCUGGAGUCGCCCGAGGUGACCGCGGUGAUGCAGGUCCUUUCCGCUGCUGCCGCUGGCCGCGUGAGCCCGGUGGCAGGGACCGGAGCGGGAGCGCGGGGCUCGGGGCUCCACACACCAGCACCCUGCGGGUCCCGUGCUUAUCCGAGGGCGGGAAGGGGGACAUGUCCGCGGCGUCGGACGGAGGGAAGGCGGCAGUGGGCUUCGCACAGCUGUAUGAUGUGGAGGAACAUCUGGACUCUGCCGCCAUCCACAUCUGCCAGUGCUGCCGCACCUCGGCCUGCUACUGGGGCUGCCGCUCUGCCUGCCUGGGGAAGCUGCUGGGAGGGGGGCAGUUCGAAGGAGUGGGUAUCAGAGAGACCCACUGCCCCCCCAGGGAGCAACUGUGGAUAGACUGCCUCUGGAUCAUCCUGGCUCUGCUCGUCUUCUUCUGGGACGUGGGCACGGACCUGUGCCUCGCGGUGGACUACUACCGGAGACAGGACUACCUGUGGUUCGGCCUCACGCUCUUCUUUGUGCUCGUGCCCUCGGUGCUGGUGCAGAUCCUCAGUUUCCGCUGGUUUGUGCAGGACUACACCGGGGGUGGGCUGGGGGAGGUGGAGGGGCUCACCAAGAGGGGCGCGGUGUCUCUGGGAUGUCUGUACCCCGGGAAGGACCGUAUGCAGCUGGCGUCCAUCUGGCUGUGGCAGGCCACCAUCCACAUCCUGCAGCUGGGGCAGGUCUGGAGGUGUGGCUGUGGUCAGGGUGUGGCUGUGGUCAGGGAUCCUCUGAACAUCACUGAACAGUUCAUUUAG
Molecule: messenger RNA, 1659 nt
Organism: Knipowitschia caucasica
Lineage: Eukaryota; Metazoa; Chordata; Actinopteri; Gobiiformes; Gobiidae
Source: the annotation of a GenBank genome assembly